AGAUGCCGGCAGACAGGAGCUGGAGAAAAACGCUUGGAACACACGGGAGGCUGCAGCUCAGCCAAUGGCAGGGCGCAGCAUGCAGCACAGGGCGGGGAGCUGCUGGAGCACAGCACAGAGAGCCAGCCUGCCUACAUGCUUAUUGUGUAAAUCUUUUUAAAGCAAUUAGCCGCAGCAUCAUCUAAACCUUCUACCCCUGGCUGGGUGAAAUAGCCUACAUCUUUUUUGAAAAGAGUGUUUUCAUUCGGCUCAAGAAAAGGCAGGUAGGCAUCAUCAUCAUCAUCACCCUUAACCAUGACUGACAGGAAAGCUGUGAUCAAGAACGCAGACAUGUCCGAGGACAUGCAGCAGGACGCGGUGGACUGUGCCACCCAGGCCAUGGAGAAGUACAACAUAGAGAAGGACAUCGCAGCCUACAUCAAGAAGGAGUUUGACAAGAAGUACAACCCCACCUGGCACUGCAUCGUCGGGAGGAACUUUGGCAGCUACGUCACCCACGAGACAAAGCAUUUCAUUUACUUCUACUUGGGCCAAGUGGCUAUAUUGCUCUUCAAGUCUGGCUGAGAAUGUCCUGAAGGGUGUUGAGGAGGUUUUCUCCCUGAACCUAAAUUGGAAAUGCACUGGUGGCUGAUGUCUCCCAUACACUAAUAACGACAUACCAUAAUGAUGCAAACCAGGCCGUGCGCAAAUGCAUGGACUAUACACUAUUAAAUGUAUGUUACAGUAAGUUUACUUUUCGAUAGUUGCCAUUUGAAUGCAACUGAAGUAGUUUUUGUUGAUACUGUUAAAUUCUAGGUUGUAAAAGAUUUCAACGUGGCCCUCGAUUGUAAAAUAAAGGAAAGCUGUAGAAUGUAAUGGUGCAUCUGCUUUCCUUCACAAGUGGCAUUGCCAGAACCUGUUAUGAGACUCCAUCUGUCGGUUUAGAUGGUAAAAUCAUACUGCGUGCACCAGUUUAACACUUCAUUAUCCAGAUUUUAACACAGGAACAUGGAAAGAAGUCGAUGAAUGGAGCAAAAUAGUCUUUUCACAUGAUGAGUUACUUCACGGCAUUCCUUUGAUUUCCAGGAGAACAAACAGCAUGAGUUCAGUUCAUAGUUCAGUUGCUAUUUUACUAAUUUAAAAGGAAUUAUGUCUGUACAUGCAAAUACAAAACCUUUAAUGUUUAUUUGGAUAUAAAAUAAAAUAUCCAAUGGAUUUCAGAAAAGAUGUCAUCCAACACACUUUGGAACCAACACAAGCCAGUGCAUGCAUUUCCAGGGAUGUGUAGUUUGUCAAGUUUCACUGUGAGGCACGGUAGAGCAAAUAAAGCUCACAAACAGUUCUUUAGCCUGUAAUGUCAGAGUAAUAACACUACAGACCGGUCACCCCAACCUCCCAACUCACCUACCUAGAUAUCAGUCCUAUAAUCCUGUGUUUCUGCAUGCUUGGAGGAUAAUGACCACCAUUUCUUUAACUGUCAUCAGACCCAAACAAAAGCUCACCUUGAAGAUAAAUAGUUUUUUUAACUUUUGAGUAUGUAGAUAUUGGACUGACCCGAUGUAAAGCAGUGUUGGGAAGGUGAUUUAGAGAAAAACAUCUGCAGUCAACUCUACCAAGGCUACCAACACCCCUGUGUUUCCGAUUCGCGUGUCUUGUGUGGCUCGUAAUACUUUCAAGUUACAUUUACCUCUGACCUUUACUUUUGCAUUGUCAGUGUACUGCCAGACAUGCAGGAAAGACGAAGCAUUUAGGAGUUCUUCUUAAAGCAACUGCAAGGAGGCGUAUCCCUUGUCUAGCAACUGAUUUUUUUAUUUUUUAUUUUGUCGUGUCAGUAUAAUUAAUUGGAAAGGGCAAAGCUUAAUGUUUGGAUUCUUUAAGAGGGCAGUUUGGAGGGAUUUAGUCAUGCGGUUGGAUAACACCACACAUUUCUCGCUGUGUUGUAAGACAGUGUUUUAAGUUGCUCUCUUGCAUAAUCCAACAAUGGGUAAAAUGUGUAUCUUUCAAAUGUUAGCUUGGAUUGACAUUGAGGGAAGUCUUCCUAACUAUUGUCAAUGUUAACUGAUUUAGUAUUGUUUUUCUGGCAUGCAUUUUUGCUGUGUAUAUGUAGGAGCCGUUACAAUGCUGUUAAAUUUGCACAAAACGUGUGCCUGUCAUUGCUCUCAACUGUAACCGGCUUGAGUACAAUUGCACUUCAUUAGAGUUAUCCAGUAGGUUGCUACAGAACCAAAAUCGUAUAAACUCGAUAAAAUAAAAAUUAAUUGUUGACUUAUU
Molecule: messenger RNA, 2250 nt
Organism: Sander lucioperca (pikeperch)
Lineage: Eukaryota; Metazoa; Chordata; Actinopteri; Perciformes; Percidae
Gene: dynll2a
Product: dynein, light chain, LC8-type 2a
Exons: 3
Coding region: 295-564 (89 amino acids)
Biological process (GO): microtubule-based process; cilium assembly
Cellular component (GO): cytoplasmic dynein complex
Molecular function (GO): dynein light intermediate chain binding; dynein intermediate chain binding
Source: RefSeq, a predicted model, not a curated record